Pararge aegeria (speckled wood butterfly) is the source of this 2138-nucleotide messenger RNA. RefSeq lists its product as uncharacterized. Gene Ontology annotation, molecular function: DNA binding. The coding region runs from base 145 to 1986 and encodes 613 amino acids. NCBI's taxonomy places the organism in Eukaryota, Metazoa, Arthropoda, Insecta, Lepidoptera, Nymphalidae. The record is from RefSeq and is a predicted model, not a curated record. The transcript is spliced from 4 exons.
AAGACGCAUUUUCUGUAACCGGGAGUUUUUUGUUUGUGGUUUCACGGUAAAGGUUAAUGAACUUUUGCAUUUACUGGUUAUUGUAAAUGUUCAGCAGUAUUUAAAUAUCUAAUACAAAUUUUAUAGUGCUUCUGGUUGCAAGAGAUGGGUAACAAACGAACACAUCAAUAUUACGUGGUUGAGCUUUCGUACCCAAUAUACAAAGAUGAGAAGUUUAUUUGCGUGCCCAGGUCUUGGGUAUUCGACAUAGAUAACCAGAAGGUAGUGGUGAGAUACCCGCGAUGUCCAAUAGACGAGCUGUUGAGCAAAAUGAAGUUAGACACGUACGAAGACAAUGAUCAGGAUUGGAUGAUGCUAGCAGUUUAUGUCAAACUUAAAACUAACAGCUACAAACAUGCAAUAAAUUAUAUUAACUAUAUCAAUCGCAACCAUUUAUCAAAGCAAACAAGAAGCACUGAAGAAUAUGUUUCAGGUGAUGAACCCGUGAGGUCAGAACGAAAUUCUGGUUAUUCUACACCGUUACAUUCGGAAUAUCCAAAUUGUGAUAUAUUAAAAGCUCUAUUGUCCGAUCAAAUUCCAUUAGCUGAUCAGCCACCGCUACCCGAUGUCAAUGGGAAAACAAAUGAAAUAAUAAAUAAUGAUAACGAAGUUGAAACAAACAAUUAUUUCGACCCAAAUGAUUCAGCAGAACCUCGUCAAAGUUCAUAUCAGCCGGAAACACACUCGCCAUCUAUGAUGGAACAUUCUGCAAAAAGCUCAAACGAUGACUUUGAAAAAAGCGUAAACUGUAGAAAAAUCAAAGAAAAUAACGCGUAUCAUUACACACCGGAGUUAACAAAUAAACCGUUAAUGUUAAAAAUAAUUAGGAAACCAAUGAUGCCAAGUAUAACAAAGCCACCGGCUAUCGAUUCCAAUAUUAAUAUACUUAAACAACAAUCUUGUACUACCGAAAAUGAACUCGGUAGCUUGAAAAACUCAUCCAAAGAAUUAAGCAAGUAUUUAACUCAAACUGUGCAUGAUUUAUCAACAUUUGCCAAACAUAACGAUCAAAAUACUUUGCAAUAUGUUAGGUCUAGUGAUAAAUCUGAUUGUGGCAUUGAAAAGGAAGCUAACUCUGGAGACCAUGGUCAAGAAAAGGAAUCGGUGGAGAACGGAUCAUCUGGAUUUACAAGAGAACCAACAUUGAAUGCAAUUUUAUCAAGUGAAUUGGUGAAACUGCACUCACGUCUUGACGAACUCUUCAGAAGGUACGAUGAAAAUCGAUGUGAUAAUAUUAAAAUAAAUUCUGGAAUGGAAGUGCUGGCGAAAAAAGUGGCAGAACUUGAACAGCUCUAUACUGAAUCUAGUACAGCAUCAUCAGUAGAAAUAGAAAAUAUGGAGGAAGAAGUAAUUGAGACGAUUGAAGACGAAAUUGAAAAAAACAAACGAGCCAGAUAUAAAGAAAACAUUCGUAAAAAAGUUAAAAAUCAAGCCAAGCGAAGAAGAAAUGGAUCAGACGGUUUUGAAGAUAUUCCAAAAAAAAAAUCCAGUUGCAGGUUUAUUUUACCCCAAAAUUAUGACAGAGAUGACUCAAGAUGGACAUUGAAGUAUCGUGAAAUGGAUGAUGAUCUCAUUGAACUUAUAGAAAAUACUGGCAUAUACGUCAAUGAAUCAAUUUUGUGUGCUGGUAAAAGAUUAUCGAAGGAUAGCAAAGAGUAUGCGAUAAUGUUACUACUAGAAAUCUUUUCUGUAAGUGCAUUGAGUACAUGUACUUUAACUGGUGCAAAAGCUUCGUCAUGUAGAACCGAAGAUUAUGAGGUAAGACCAGGAUUAGAUAAAAAAGCAAGAUUUGUUCUGUUGGCUUCCGUGGAAAGGCAUGCACGCGAGAAAAGGUGGGCAAGACUUCACACGCGCCGCGAAAUUAUGAAACAUAGAAAGGAUAUUAUGACCACUCUACGUAAUAAGAUGACGCGUAUGAGAAAACUGAAUAAAUUACAUCUUUGCUAACGUAACUUUACGUUCUUCGUCUUCCACUGGACCUGUUUUAAACUCAUCCCCAACUGAAAUUGUUAGUCCAGCCACCUUCUAAAAUUCUGCCGAAGAUAUAUUAUUUUAAGUUAUCAAAAACACCACAGUUGAUAAAAUAUUAUUAUAUAUCA